This is a messenger RNA of Cheilinus undulatus (humphead wrasse), 4166 nucleotides long. RefSeq names its product B-cell receptor CD22-like. The record is from RefSeq and is a predicted model, not a curated record. The transcript is spliced from 13 exons. NCBI's taxonomy places the organism in Eukaryota, Metazoa, Chordata, Actinopteri, Labriformes, Labridae. The coding region runs from base 88 to 2790 and encodes 900 amino acids.
GACCACAUUCUCUUUUAGAUGAAAAGUUUUGUGAUGGACUGAGCCAGUAUUUGUGAAGCUGAUUAAAUGUAGAGGACAGGAAAAGCUAUGAUUUCAACCUCAGCGGCCGGUGGAUUUACUGUCCUCCUCUUUGUUCAAGUGGUCCAGAGUCAGACUGACUGGGGAGUUACUUACUCACAAACUAAAGUCUGUGCCUUGGAAGGAUCAACAGUGGAACUAAGCUGCACCUACUCAUAUCCAAAUUAUUACUAUUAUGUAAUUACAUCAUUCUGGUUUACUAAAAUACAGAAUAAUGAACCUGUUGAUGUGAGAACAGACUCACAGUACACAGGACGUGUGGAGUACAGUUGUGAAGGGAAACGCUGCACUCUGAGAAUCAUUAACGUAGAGAAGAGCGACUCAGCUACGUACAGGUUCAGGUUCAUAACAAACCUAGAUGGUGGCAGAUAUAUGGGUAACCCUGGAGUCAUUUUGUCUGUCAAAGAUCCAGAUCUUCAGGUGCAGAGAAUUGAUUCAUGGUCUUCCAAGCUACAACUGAAAUGUCUCAGCCGUUGUCUUUUACCCCAUCUUGUCUCCUAUGUUUGGUACAAGAAUGGACAGAAAAUCUCUGCAGAAAAAUCUUUUUAUUCAGCCGAGUAUUUUUAUGCAGACAGCUACUCCUGUGCUUUGAAAGGCUAUGAGGAUUUUCCCUCUCCUCUGUACUGUUACUAUGAUUCUUCCUGUAACAAAGUGAAAUACACUCACAGAACCAUCUGCGCCCCCAGAGGCUCAUCAGUGGACAUCUCUUGUUCUUGCAGAAGUUAUGAAAGCAUCAGCUCAAAAUUCUGGUUCAGAUCUGAGCAUAGUCAGCAGUGGCAAUAUUAUCUACAACCUAAAGACCUCAGACAAGAUUCCCAGUACAGAAAUCGAGUUCAGGUCACUGACUCUAGGAGAGGAGACACCAGCACCCUGAGAAUCUCUGACCUGCGAAGGAAUGAUUCAGCCGUCUAUCAUUUCAAAUUUACUGCAGGAAGCUCUGGAUGGGGGAACAGUUUACAUGGUACAGCUCUGACUGUAACAGAUUUACAGGUACAGGUGAUGAAGAUAACAACCUACCACUCUUACACAGAGGCAGAGCUGAGAUGUCACAGCAGCUGCAGUGAAGCGGAUCGUCUUUCAUACGUCUGGUCCAGGAACAGACAGACAGUCGACUGGGAGAGUAAAUCUACUUAUAAAGUCAUAUAUGAUCUUGAAGAUGAGAUCUCCUGUGCUUUAAAAGGACAAGAAGGAUUUCCCUCUUCAUCAGUGUAUGCUCCCAUGGUUCCCUCUGUAGUUUGGAACCCUCCUGGUGAGAUAGUGGAGAACUCCUCUGUGACACUGACCUGCAGCACUGAUGCUAACCCAGCCGCUAAUAUCACCUGGUUCAAGAAGAAUGAACCCCAAGACUUUAAACCUUCCAGCAGUGAUCAACAGCUCAUCUUCAGCUCCAUCCAGUCCUCUGAUUCAGGAGAGUAUGGAUGUACAGCAGAGAACAGUCUGGGGAGGAGAACUUCUGCAGACAUUGUUGUUGAUGUCAAAUAUGCUCCAAAGCUUCCCUCUGUGUCUCUGAGUCCUUCUGGUAAAAUCAUGGAGGGCAGUUCAGUGACUCUGACCUGUAGCAGUGAUGCUAACCCUGCAGCUUAUUACACCUGGUACAAGGAGAAGCAGACAGCACCUCAGGGACUACAAGGCCUUCAUGGUUUCAGCACCAUCAGCCCUGAGGACAGAGGGACAUACUACUGCAGAUCUGAGAAUCAGUAUGGAUGGAUCAUCUCCUCUCCUGUAUUUAUAGAUGUCCAGUAUGCUCCAAAGCUUCCCUCAGUCUCAGUGAUUCCCUCUGCUGAGAUAGUGGAGGGCAGUUCAGUGACUCUGACCUGUAGCAGUGAUGCUAACCCAGCAGCUAAGUACACCUGGUACAAGGAGAACCAGACAUUACCUCAGGGACAAAAUGGUACUUAUUCUUUCACCACUAUCCAGUCCAAGGACAGUGGGAUUUACUCCUGCAAGUCUGAGAACAAGUAUGGUCCCAAGACCUCCAAAGGAGUCUGUAUCGAUGUUCAGUACGCCCCACGACCUCCCUCCCUGUCUCUCAGUCCCUCUGCUGCCGUAGUAGAGGGAACUUCACUAAACCUGACCUGUAGCAGUGAUGCUAACCCUGCAGCUAAGUACAGCUGGUACAAGGAGAAUGAAGAAACAUCAGUAGCAUCAGGACAGAUCUUCAUCAUCAGUGACAUUAGAUCUGAACAUGGUGGGAAUUAUUACUGUGAAGCUCACAACAGAAGAGGACGCCACAACUCUACCUUACAUCUGGUUGUUGUUUCUGGGUCAAUGAAAUCAGUAACUGCUGGAUUGGUCACUUUUUUUUUUCUGGUUGUCAUUCUCCUCUGCAUCUUCCUGUUUAUAAGAAAAAAGAGAUCCUCAGGAGAAACCAACAAGCCUGGAAGAAGGCAGGACAAUAAAGGACAGCUCAAUUUGGCCUCAGCUAAUGACUACCCAUCAGCUUCAGCACGAACACAGCCAGCUGAGGAACAGGAAGAUCUGUGCUAUGCCACCGUAAGCUUCUCAAAAAACAACGAAGACCCUCUCUACUCCAACAUUUUGCAAGCUAAACUGGACAGACCAAAGACCAAAAAUGAGGAAGAGGAGGAUGACGUGGAAUACUCUGUGGUCAACUUUGCAAGUGCUAGUUCCCUCCCAGAAUCAAGACGUCAGGAGGUUGUUGAGGAUGCAUCUGAACUGUACAGCAUGGUCAGCAAGAAACCAAGAGCAUGAAUGUAAAUUACAAAUAAAAACCAAAUGUGUUUAGUUAUUGUAAAGACCUGUCUUUACCAUUUACUGCCAUUCAUUUAGAUGGAAUGGUCUCAACCAGAAAGGGGCGGGGCCAGCAUUGCUUGCAGAUCGCCUGGAUGGAUUAUUCUGCUCAGUUAUAAUGUCUCAAAUCAGGCCCUUUAUUUUUGAAAAAGGUUAGUAAAGCUCGGUGACAUUACGUUGCUGGUGUGGAAGCUUGCAUUAACUUGCUACAGGUUAAAAAAACACAAGUGCUUUGUGCAAAUUCUUUGCACAAAAAAUCUCCUCUGGUGAGCAAGGACCUUAAUGAUAUUUAAUUCAAAGCUUUUGCAUUUCUAUCACGAGAUUUUUCUGUCUAAUAAAGUCUUUACUCUCUGUGGUUAUUGAUGUUCAAUGUAGUAAUUGCACUGAUGAAUGUUUAAAUAUCUGAUAUCUUUUAUCUUUAAUAGAACAAAAUUAAAUUAAUAAAAUUUUUCUUAAGCUGUGAGGUUGUUCAUGAAGGUUCGAUGUUUUAUUUUCCUUGUUUUAUUCAGGAUGAAGUAGCUAUCAGGCUGAACAACAGUCUUUGUUUCUGUCUACUUUUUGGUGUUAAUAUCAGAAAUAUGAAAGGUCAGUCUCAGUAGUACUCUGAUCUGAUCCUUUUAGUCACAUCUUCCCCAAACCAAAACUUCAGAAAAACAGUUCAGACUGAAUUUGUUUGUUAAUGCUUUUAUGUAUUUUGGCAACUUUGAGUUUUUGAUGAUGCUGAUGAAGCAAUAUUUAAGUUUAGAACUCGCUUUGUUAUCAUCCAAAGUCAUUCCAUCCAUUAUUUAGCCCAUUUAUUCUCUUUGGGGUCAAAGGGCACUGGAGGCACUCCCUGUGGUCAUAAGGUGAGAGUACACCCUGGACUGGGCACCAGUCAGUCACAGGGCUGACAUAUAGAGAUGACUAGGCAUGCUCACAUUCACACCUAUGGGCAAUUAAGGCCGACCAAUUAACUUAAUGAGCAUGUGGGCUGUGGGAGGAAGCCGGAGUAACUGGGAAGAACCCGGGCAUGCACAGGGUGACCAUGAAAACCACAGGAAAGGCCGUGUAUGACGGCGGUUAGAAUCAGGAACCUUCUUGCAGCGAGGCGACUGCAGUAACCACUGCUCCACUAUGCAGCCCACCUUCAAACGUCAUAUUUGAAAUUCUUUGUUUAUUUGGAUUCCCAUUAGCUUCAGCGUUUACGAUGUGCUAUUCUUCCAGGGGUCAAUACUCAGCAUUUUAAAGUAAACUAAAGAUGCAUUAUUUUAAUCUAGCUUUUGAUUUGGAGGGAUUUUAGAAUCUUUGUUUUUAAGUUUCAUAUUUUUUAGAUUAUAUCCUGAAUAUUUUGAGUUGUA